AACAAAUCAUAUAUCUUGAUAUCACUCGAAUAACCAACCGGUUACACUCCAUCCAAACCUUGGAACUUUCACGAUGUCCAACACGUCACCGGAGUCAACCACCGCACCGUUACUCCGGCCACGGCAACCCACCGGAGACUCACAAUCCACCACCGCUAGACCUAACACACUCGCUCUCCUCCUCGGCCGAGCUUCGGGACGCCACGGCGCCUCUAUGCUGGUGCGCGAGACGGCAGCGCGCCAGCUGGAACAGCGCCGAGCCGACUGGGGCUAUUCAAAGCCGGUCGUAGCCCUAGAUAUGACGUGGAACCUCGCGUUCGUUGCGGUUUCGGUAGUUUUGUUGUUCUGUACGAUGGAUGAGAAACCUAAUGUGCCGGUUAGGGUUUGGAUUUGCGGUUAUGCGGUUCAGUGUGCGUUGCACGUGGUGUUGGUGUGGUUGGAGUAUAGGAGGAGGAGUCGGAGAUUAACGGAAGAGGAAAGUGCAGGUGGAAGUGAUAAUUUGAAUGAUAGUGAAGAGGAUGAAGGGAGGAUUGGGGAUGGUUUGAGUUCUAAUGGAAUCAGCUACGCUAAAAGAUGUGAAAAUCUUAAUACAAUGGUAUCAUUCGUCUGGUGGCUGAUCGGCUUCUACUGGAUGGUUGCUGGUGGUGAGAUUCUUAUGCAUCGUGCUCCGCGUCUGUACUGGGUGACCGUGGUGUUCUUAGCCUUUGAUGUGUUCUUCGCCAUCUUCUGUGUUGUGUUGGCAUGUUUAAUCGGGAUUGCCCUUUGUUGUUGCCUGCCCUGCAUAAUUGCUAUUCUGUAUGCAGUUGCUGGCCAGGAAGGUGCAUCCGAUGCAGACCUCAACGCGCUUCCUAAAUACAGAUUUCAGGCAUCCAAAGAUAACGAAGACAAACCUGAGGUGGGAGCAGGUAGAAUGGUUCCUGCUGAAUCAAAUGGCGGUCACUUAGCUGUCGAACGUGUUCUUCUACCUGAGGAUGCUGUAAGUUUAUUGUUGAUGAUUUGGAAGGGAUUGCUGCAUUUGUCUAAGCACAUAUGAAGAUGGAGCAGAGCUUCAUUCACUUCCUUGCAACCAUCAUUUCCAUGCUACAUGCAUUGUGAAAUGGCUGAAGAUGAAUGCAACUUGCCCACUUUGCAAGUACAACAUCCUCAAGGGAAAUGAACAGGUUUAAAAAGUAAUCGAGUCUUCAUGCGCGUGCUACUAUGUAUUUAUUCAUGUACAUGAAGUAAUGUAAACAAAUAAAUAUGUGAUGACAAUAGAUCCCGACCGUUGCUUAUUUGGUUUUUUGUAUGAGUUUGGUCUUCUUGGUACAAAUGAAGAAAAUAAUGCUUACAUUUAUAGGAUUUAUUUCAGCAGUAGUUUGUGUAGCUAUUUGAUGAGUUCAGAUCUUGUAUAUGUAAUACAAAGUGGAGCUUUUUAGGAUGUUUACCCUGGGAUUGUUCUUAUCAAA
Molecule: messenger RNA, 1445 nt
Organism: Helianthus annuus (common sunflower)
Lineage: Eukaryota; Viridiplantae; Streptophyta; Magnoliopsida; Asterales; Asteraceae
Product: E3 ubiquitin protein ligase RIE1
Exons: 5
Coding region: 74-1033 (319 amino acids)
Source: RefSeq, a predicted model, not a curated record